CUCGUUGGCGCUAGAUGUGUCAUGUGCUGUGUUCGUGUGGCGACGCGUCCUCUCACGAAUUGCAUCCGUUUCGAUUCCGAAUCACGCGCGUCCACUUUUGUACUGACAUUUUGCGCAAAGUCGAAAGUACGAAUUGAUUGACUAAAUAAACAAGGCAAGUAACAAUGCGAAUUCGUGUUCUACCUGAAAAUAGCAUGUUACAUUUCCUUCUUUGUUCCCAUCAAAUUCUUAUUAGUGCAGACAAGAAACACCGUGAUUUUUUUUCCAAUCACUAUUUCUUUUUUACUUAAACACUUGUUUCAAUAUAAAUAUGCGAUAUUUCAGUGCAAGUUGUGUAGAUACAUACAUGAUUACCGUAAUGUGAAAUUUAACAGCUGAUUUCAAUGAGUUAUAAGGAAUAACGAAUUUUGCGAUCGCGUUUAUGCAAUAGGUAAGUAUGUAUGUACAAUAAAUACAAAUACCCCGAGCGAGACGCAAGGUCAAAAAUUACCUGACAGCAUUAGCGUCUAUUGCGUGGCCAAAUGAAUGACACACGUAUUCCAAUUUAUAUAUGCUAAUAUUUUGACUCGCGCUGUUGCAGAAGAAUGUCACAAGUUGCGAGGAAAAUUACUUGGCAAAAAAUUAACUAUAAUAUAAAACACUGAAAUAAUAGUAAGGAUGUAAAACGUAUACGCGAUAAGAUACCUAGUUUCGCGAAACCGGCAUCGAUUACCGCAAUUACGUUGAAAGUUGAUCUUAUUGCGUUACAUAUGACAUGCUAUAUAACAGUUUCUGCUUUUUCUCUACUUUAUGCGCGUCAAAUUUUUAAAUUAUUAAAAUAACCGUAGUCAGUUUUUUUUUUCGCGGCAAUUUUUUUCUCAAACUUUAGUCCAAAUCUAAUCAAUGGAGCGCUAUACACGUAAUGUCUUUUGAUACCGUCAUACUAACUACGGUGACGUCAUGAGAUAUAUACAGAAACUCGCGACUCGCGAUCGACUUCCGAGGAUCGGCCGAGACUGACAUCCGCUAGCACGUUGUGUCGGUCAUACCUCCAUGAUAACGUGUUCUGCCCAAGGAUAACGAUGUAGACAUGAGAACAAGUUCUGAGAGAGACAAAUAUAUAUUCCGGGGAAUAUGUGUCGGAGAGUGUAUAGAUAAAUUAAGUGGAAAUUACUCUUAGGAAAAUUGAAGAAACGCGCAGAUCUAUGGUUGAUUGAUGCCAGUUACAUGAUGGAGCGCCUAUCCUCUAAUUGGGAAAAUAAACGGUUCAACACUGUGGGUAAAUCAUCGUAUACGUGACAUGUCCUUGAUAUUGACAAUCUUUGAUAAUACUCAACCGUCCACUUUAAGUUACUUCAAAUACUCAUCUACUCAUUUUUGUGUCAGACUCUUCAGAAGUUUAUCCUCAAGGAAGCCGCGAGAAUCGUGAGAUUAACAACGCAACAAGUUGCCCCACACGCGAAAAGUAGUUCCUAAUAUCAUUUGCAAGAAAAUAAACUUACUUUAAUUACAGAAUUUGAAUAACUGUUUCCAUUGCAAAGAAAAUAACACAAAAGUUUGAUAAUUCAGAACUUUUAAAUUAUCUUUGAAACGAUAAAUUUUCAUAAGUUAAAUGGAAACUUAACAUUUUCUCAGAGAAUUUAAUUUAUUACGGGGAAAGAUACCAUAUAAAAAUUUAUAAACAUAUUCAGCUCAGAUAACGUGUGAUCGUGAUAAAAGCAUUGAUAAAUACAGACUGGAGAGGGAUAAUGAAUGUGUAAAUGUGUAUGCAAUUAUAUAAAUUAAAAGUAAUGAAGAACGCGCAAGUGAAACUAAUUAUAAGAAAUUUACUUCGUACUAUCGCACAUAGAACAUGUUUAGAAGAACUAUAGGAAUUAAACAAUAGAACCAUUGACGGAACGAGUUUCGCGAAACGUAAAUAGUGUAUGUAUUGUAAGUUAAUGAAUUUGUCCCGCUCUGUGGUGACACAGCUUACAUAAUCACACUAGAGGUGGACCGAUCGUCUGUCUACAAUGACCUUGACGGUUUCGUACCGGUGGUCCAUUGGCUCGAUCUCGUCGAGAAAACGUCGACGAUGACGAAGUUGACGCUAUCUGCGAUUGCGAUUUACCGCGCCCACUUAUCGCUCUGACGGAACAAGUUCAGGAAAUGUUACAAUCUGUCUACCGACAAAAGUGCGAACUUAUUGCAAAGAGUUGUGAGAGGAAGACAGACAUUAUCACGUGAGAUACGCGACGAACGAGAAAUGACGGUGACUUACACCGCUGAGGUAGCCACUUGCAGAGGUCUCGGUUGUUUCCUCAAGUUGUUGCUCAGAUGGCGAGCGAGUAUUUACAAGCUCGUCUGGAUCGAUCUAGCCCUCUACCUCUUUAUUUAUUACUUACUGUCCGGCAUUUACCGAUUACUGUUGGAUGAUGAGCAGAAGAAGACGUUUGAGUCUGUGGUGGCGUACUGCAACGAGUACAGUGAUUUAAUACCGUUAUCGUUCGUCCUAGGAUUUUAUGUUAGUAUCGUGAUGACUAGAUGGUGGAAUCAGUAUAUGGCGAUACCAUGGCCUGAUUCUAUCGCGGUCUUCGUAUCGGCUACUAUACAAGGUAACGACGAACGCGGACGUCUAAUGCGCCGAACAAUUCUUAGGUAUGUGUGUCUCUGCCUAACCAUAGUUCUGACGAACGUUGCACCGCGCGUAAAGAAGAGAUUUCCCACUUUGGAGCAUUUUGUAGAAACUGGCUUAUUGCUGGAGAACGAACUAUCGGUAUUCCAAAGUUUAAAUGCAAAAUUUCCGAAGCCGAGUAAACACUGGCUGCCGAUAGUUUGGGCCGCGAGCAUUGUAACUCGCGCUCGGAGAGAAGGCCGAAUACGCGACGAUUUUGCAGUCAAGACUCUCAUUGACGAACUCAAUAAAUUCCGCGGCAACUGCGGCAAUAUCUUACAUUAUGACACAGUAGUAACGUUAGCAGUGUACACAUAUUUUCUGACAAGUGUAAUGGGUCGUCAAUGGGUUCAAAAAUCAGAGUCAAUCAUUGACAUGUACUUCCCAGUGUUCACGACGUUGCAGUUCUUCUUCUACAUGGGCUGGUUAAAAGUAGCCGAAACGCUAAUCAAUCCGUUUGGCGAGGAUGAUGAUGAUUUCGAAGUAAAUUGGUUAAUUGAUCGUAACUUACAAGUAAGUUAUUUAAUUGUCGACGAAAUGCAUCACGAACAUCCUGAACUUAUACGCGAUCAGUAUUGGGAUGAAAUAUUUCCUAUGGAACUUCCAUAUACCGCAGCAGCGCAACCUUUUCGCGAAGAGCCACCCCAACCCUCAACAGCUGGCAUACACUUGUCUGCCGCGCAACAAGAACUGCAACCGUCAUCGGUUAAAAUCGAAGAUCUGGCGCCGGAUGAUCAGCAGAAAUUCCGUACUGAUCUCGCUGACGACGCAGCAUCAGGAAUACAUUUUUUCGCAACUGGAAAAUUUUCCAGAACUGGUACUGAGACCACCUUGAUUAACCAUGGAUUAGUGAGGAGCGCCAGCAGAGUUAGUAAUCGAGAGCGCAAUUUCAGUGGUGGUUCAACUCCUAGCAACUUGGGCGGCUCGCUUACGAGAGUGAAUAGCGUUACCAGUGUACUUAAACGAUUAUUUAGCAAAGAAGAUAGACCGGAUGGUGGUAAUUCGAGCGGUAGCAAAGUCUCUGGAAAAAUUCCAAGUUCGAAUUCAGCAGUUUCGCUGCAAAUACGUCCAACCGGUGCAAGUGGCUCUAUGAGGAUAGGUGUCAUUGAGGAGGUAGAUGAACAGAUGACUCUUACGUCGUUAAGACAAUCGAACGAUACUAACAAGCCACAUGUACAAAGUAUAUUCGCUCAAGGCCCACCACCACCGAGUGAUCCUGUCGACGUUCCUGGUUCCGCGCUAUCUCACAGACGAGACAUACUCUCUAGGAGUGCACCCGCACCGGGAAUAGGAGCAACUGACAGUAACGGAAACACGCGUGAUAGACGGAGCGGUAUAAGAUCACAAAUAUCUACGCACUCGGUACAAUCAAGUAUUUUCGAACCGGCGAGUUAUCCUGGCAGCGGAAUAAAUGAUGAUUUGCCCAGUACUCCAAGAUCCACGUGCUCGGACGAUUCCGCGAAUGAAUUUACGAAAUUGAAAAAUGAGAGGAAAGAACGAAGACGCAACCGUAGAAUUGCUCGAAGUGUUAGCGGUCAAAUAAGUAUACUAAAUGGUAAUCAAUCAAAAAGUCCUCCAGAUUCAGAAACUCUUUUACUGACAGAGUUAGCAGAUGUAUCACGACAAAAUAUGAAAAUACAACAACAGGACGAAAGUGAUUAGAUUAAUAAAACUAUAGUUUUUAAAGUAUUUUUUGUUACAUCAGUUUUUAUUUAGAGGUUAUUAGUGCAAAUGAAUCAUGGACGGAAAUAUUUUUAAGUUGUUUUCUGCAAAAUAUAAAAGUCUUAUUUAUAUACGUAUGCAUAAAUAUGAAGGACAGUAAUAAGAUCAUUUGAAAUACAAGAUGCGACUACAAAUAUUAGACAGAAAAUCAAAUCAAAUUAACAGUAAAAUUUUUUGUGGUUCUUUAAUGUACUUAUCAAACACUAAUUCUCAAAAAAGUCUAUAAAUGUUAUCAAUAAACACAAAUUAGUGGGAAAAACUUAUAGACAGUUAGAAACUUAUAGAAAUUUUUAAUUGCCAAUUAAUAAGAUUUUAUAUUCUUAUAAAAUAAUUGAGAAUAUCAGCAAAAACAUUUCUAAAAAGCUAAUAAGAUGUUUUUACAUUGAUAAAAAUAUGUAUUUAAUGAAUAUAUAUUUGUAUGCUUAUGUAAUUUAUAUGCUUGAUUACUAAUGAUAAUAAAAGCAGAGAAAUACACACACACACACACGUAUAUACAGGGUGUCCGGUAAGUGCCGUACAAUCUCGUAGACAGGAGUAAAACUG
Pseudomyrmex gracilis is the source of this 4897-nucleotide messenger RNA. Its product is annotated as bestrophin-4-like. The record is from RefSeq and is a predicted model, not a curated record. Gene Ontology annotation, molecular function: chloride channel activity. NCBI's taxonomy places the organism in Eukaryota, Metazoa, Arthropoda, Insecta, Hymenoptera, Formicidae. The transcript has 10 exons. Bases 2225 to 4294 code for a protein of 689 amino acids.